CUCAAGUGCAACGCGAGAGAUUGUCGCGAGUUUUCUGUUAAUGUUUUUUUUAAUUUUUUUUCUUUUGUUUAAAUACAAUGAUCGUGAGUUUGAUUAAAAUAAGGGUUUCUUCAGUGUUUAUCUUGCUGUGUCAUUUGAAGAAUCAGUUAUUUGUAAGUGUCAAGAGUGCCUUUUUGUGUAACUUGCAAAGCACAUAACCUGCAUAAUGUUUGCAACGAAAGCAGUCGGCAGGAUUUUGGAACAAAGCCAAUUUUCUUGUAUAUUUACAGCGAAUGCAUAAUAUAUAUUUAUAUUAGGAUUUAAUGAUAUGUUUUCGGGUUUUGCAAAAAAAAAAUUUGUCAAGAGUUGCCUUUAUAAAAAGUACAAAGCGAAAAUAUAUGAUGAAAUUAAUUCAUCAAAAUGUUUUAUUCCACGCAUAAUUGUUUAUUGCCUAUGAAGAUAAUAUCGAGCUUAAUAGAUACUAAUUUAUGACAAAUAAAUACAUUUACAAGUAGAGCAUUGGAAAUAAGAUAAGAUUGUAAAGCAAGAUUUUUACGCUAAGAAUAUGGUGAUGGCAGGAUCAGAGGGUGUGCCUGGGUCGGGAACAGACGAACCUUUGUCUAGCAGGCUACAGUGGUUACGUCAGCGUCGAGAGGCACUACAAGAAAAACUUUCCCAAAAAAAUAAUGAAUUGAAAAGUCUUUGCAUUGAGGAAGCUGAAUUAACCGGAGUCUUACCUCCUGAAAUCCCAUUAGAACCAGGAGAAAGUAUACCUAAUUUUAGAAAAAGACUGGCAACAAGUAUUAAUUAUCCUCAAAACGCAAUAAAUAAACUGAAAUCCAGUGGAGCUGAGGAAUCAGCUUUGGAAUUGGAGCGACAAGUUCAAAUCAAUAUUGCAGAAGCUGCUCUUGCUAAGUUGAAUGAUUUAUCAGAAAGCAAAGCUGUCAGGCGUAAACAUCGUUCGCUUUAUCAGCAAAGCCAGAGGAGGCUACAAGAAUUAAAUGCUCAACUGAACUUUAUUAGACAGAGUUAUGGAAGUGGCUUGAGACAGUCUACACACAUUCCACUCCAUAGUUCGCAGUCUCACUUACAAGGUAAUGCAAGGCAUAGGACUAAAAAGCCUAGACCUCCAUUGGAAACUGCAGGAAAAGAUCUCAGUCCAAAAAUAGAGUCAAGAAAUUUCCUCGAAGAGGGAGGCAUUAGUUUAAGUCCUUUAGGUUCACAACAUAAUUUCAAUUAUCCAAGCUACGAUUUUCAAGAUCUUGGCAAUCACGGAUACCCACCUGGCUCGAGUAAUAUAUCCAAUCAAAAUCGCGCCACUUUUUCGCGACCAACUCCAAGUCCAGUCGAACAUAGACGUAGUAAUGCCGAUCUCAAUGCCAAUAAUAAUAUUUAUGUGCCACCGGAACACUUUCGAAAUCGAGCGUACUCACAAGGUGGAAACAGUAGUAAAAGUGUAAGCCCUCAGCUUCAAUUCCCUCCAGAACGUCCCUAUCGACCAGUGCCAAACACCUAUACGGAAGAGGAAAGGAUGCAAAUAAGACAGAUGAAGCUCAAGAGGCAAAAUAACGAUGAUAUUACAAGAAGUCCGCAGUAUACAGAUUCGAUGUAUAUGGAAAACGAAGUGCAUCGAAGAUCUGCUCAGAUGUCGCAUGCUGAAGCUGACUUUGUCGUACCACGGUAUGAUGGUAGGAUACCGGAAUACGGACACUAUCAUCUCGACAAAUCACAAAAUCCUACGCCAGUUCUACGACCCAGAGAAAACCUUGAUAAUAAGCCACCAGUGGAAACAUACGUGCCUCCAGGUCACUGGAUGCGUCUAGAUGACGAAAUAGUCUGGUGUACCGACGAGCAAACUUCAACGAUCGUUGCCGACAAAUUUGGCAGUUUAGAUCGUCGAAAGCAUCAUACCCUUCAUCAUCCGCCAAAUCCUGAGAUUCAAUCCCGUUAUCACACUGUGGCUAUCAGUGGUAAAAAUGCGUUAAUACCGCACGCGCGACCUUAUCCAACGCAGAUGAAAAGAACAAAAAAAUUGCAGCCAUCAAUGCACAGCCCCGACACCAACAAUCUACCGUCCUCCAAUCGAAUCCUUCUACGUACGCAAUCAUUAGGCAGCGUGGAGACAUGGCCACAGCAACCAAAUUCUCCUACGGACAGCGAAGGUCACGAGUCUGUCGACAGACCCCCGAAACCUAAACCGAAAGAAUGGUACGAAACGGCUUUGGACACUGGCGGUGGCGGUGGUGGUCCUUUGCCUCCGCGGGCCGUGAGGCGAACUUCUCAGCACAACCCUCUGCCGGUAAAGGAACGUGCAGCGCCUGUACGUAGCAACUCCAUACCGUCGAAUCGAAGACUUCGAGAAGCUCCACCUCCACCACCUCAACAGGUUGACGAACAACUACCUCCGCCUGUACCGAGGUUUGAAGGACGUGUGUUGGAGAUUCCUGCUGAAUCUAAACCUCUGCCUGGAUCUCAAGAAAACGGUAACGAGCCUAUUAUCCCAUUGAACUCGCCGACGAACCAUACGGUCGUGCAGCCCGGCAAGUAUCAGCCAUAUCGAGAAGUAACCAAGCCUUUCGAAAUGUCUGACUUCUAUAAGUACUCUACGAAAUACCGUAAAAGGGCAGAGUCUAAUGAGCAGCAGCAGCAGCAAUAGUUACCAUCACAACAGCAGCAUCAUCAACAGACACAGUCAAUGUCAAUAUUUAAAACGAUCAAAACAACCCAGUGCAAAGAAAUAUUUUUUAGUAUGAGAUAUAUAAGUUUUAAGCGAGUAGAUUAUUUGAUGUUUUUGAGUAAUCAUUGAAAGCAAUGAUGAUUUUAUAAGGAGUGUAUUUUUAUAAAACAGGGUUUUCGAUGAAAUAAACCACGCUUUCUA
Molecule: messenger RNA, 2857 nt
Organism: Phymastichus coffea
Lineage: Eukaryota; Metazoa; Arthropoda; Insecta; Hymenoptera; Eulophidae
Gene: sstn
Product: serine/arginine repetitive matrix protein 1
Exons: 7
Coding region: 545-2635 (696 amino acids)
Biological process (GO): establishment of epithelial cell polarity
Source: RefSeq, a predicted model, not a curated record